This is a messenger RNA of Gastrolobium bilobum, 1594 nucleotides long. Its product is annotated as protection of telomeres protein 1b. The transcript has 10 exons. Bases 42 to 1418 code for a protein of 458 amino acids. Gene Ontology annotation, biological process: telomere capping; regulation of telomere maintenance via telomerase. Gene Ontology annotation, molecular function: telomerase inhibitor activity; G-rich strand telomeric DNA binding. Lineage: Eukaryota; Viridiplantae; Streptophyta; Magnoliopsida; Fabales; Fabaceae. The record is from RefSeq and is a predicted model, not a curated record. Gene Ontology annotation, cellular component: nuclear telomere cap complex; chromosome, telomeric region.
UGUCUCUGUGUGUGUGUGUGAGAGAGAGAGAGAGAGAGAGAAUGGGAAUAAGGGAUUUUGAUUACAAGUUUCUUCCAAUACGAGAUGCGCAUACAUCUAUCAAUCAGAAAGUGAAUAUUAUAGGCGUUGUCUUUGAGUUUGGGUUCCCAAAGCCAACUAGGGGAACUGAUUACUGCUGUACCCUCAGAAUAAUUGAUGAAACACAUCACCAAAACGGCAUGUCUGUUAACAUUUUUGCUGAAAAUGCAGAAAGACUUCCCCGUCUUGCUGCUGUUGGAGAUAUCAUUCAGCUUUGUCUUGUUAUGGUAAAAACGUAUGGUGGGGAAGUAAAUGCUGUUUUCAACAAAAAAUUUUCCUCUUUUGCUUUAUAUAAAGGGACAGAUGGUGAUGAUUUGGUCCCUUAUCAAGUUUCUUCAAAAUUUCACCCCAGAGAUGAGGACAAGAUGUUCAUAGCCAAACUUAGAAAAUGGCUGGUCAAUUUUCAGUUUUGUGAAGAUACAAGUGAUUUUCCUAUGUUAAGAGAAAUCAAGGGUGGUCACCUUAAUUUGGUGUGCAAGAUACUUCAUUGCUGUGAGGCUGCAAAGGAUGAAUGGUUUUUCUUUGUUUGGGAUGGUACUGAUUCCCCACCAAACACCAUAUGUGCAAAGCUAGAAGAUGAAACGAAUUCUCCACUUCCUUUACAUCUGGAACCUUCGCCUUUAUCAAGAGAGUUAUUAUGUACUUUGCCUACUGUUGGAUCCAUCUUGAGGAUAACUUUUGAUGUAGGCAUUGAGAAGAAUCAUCUCCACCUUCUAAACAUUGGUAAAUGGAUCAAGUUUAUCAAUAUGCGUCUCGAAGUGCAUGCAGGACUUUGGCGUGGUGUUUUUACCCCUUUUACAAAGCUUCGAUAUACACCAAAUGAGGACUGUCUUAUUAUAGAACGCCAAAGGUUGUAUGAUGAGCGGAAAUCCUUGAAAUUGGGAAGAAUGCCUUCUUGCAGUUUCCCUAAGCCUUCAUGUGUUACAGAGGCUAAACAUGAUCAUGUGCGGCAUGUUACUUUAAUGGAUGUCCUCACCCAUUCAGAGGUGACAGCUAAAUUCAAGUGUGUUGUUCGGAUGGUAGCAGUAAUGCCAUGCCAAGCUGAAAAGAUUCGCUCUCCUGCUGGGACAUAUAGAAUGCAGCUGACCCUAGAGGAUCCAACGGCCAGAAUCCAUGCUUUCGUAGUUGCUGAGGAUGGGGAGACUCUCUUUGAUGGUUAUCCGGCCGCUGACAUUUUGACGAGGAAGCUGAACAGAUUACUAGGAGUAACUGAAUGUGAUGAUAUAAGAAAUCCCCCAUGGGUGUCUAUUUGUCUUAAAUCGUACUAUGUUUCUAAAACUGAUGUGUGGGGCUCUAGACACUUUCGAAUAUUUGACACCAAAAUAGCGGAAGCAUCAUGAUAUAUAUUGUUAGGAAGGUUUUUCUUUUCUGUCUGAAAGAGAAUGCGUCGUAGGAUGUGUAUCUAGGUAGGUUCAUUAGAAAAUGUAAUGUAAUUAUAUUAAGCUAAUAUAGGAUGUGCAUAGAAUGUACGAAAGCUCUUCUAUGCUUUUUGUCCAGAGCUUUCAUGGUGUUGGAU